This is a messenger RNA of Abrus precatorius (Indian licorice), 1948 nucleotides long. RefSeq names its product 5'-adenylylsulfate reductase 3, chloroplastic-like. Bases 69 to 1478 code for a protein of 469 amino acids. The record is from RefSeq and is a predicted model, not a curated record. The transcript has 5 exons. NCBI's taxonomy places the organism in Eukaryota, Viridiplantae, Streptophyta, Magnoliopsida, Fabales, Fabaceae. Gene Ontology annotation, molecular function: phosphoadenylyl-sulfate reductase (thioredoxin) activity.
UCUCUGUUGUUCCUUAGAAAAAUCAACAGGUUCUACACUUGAAUUUCUUAGCUUAGAUUCAUUCUCCAAUGGCUCUCGCCGUUACUACCACUUCUUCGUCUUCUGCAGCAACAUCAUGUUCCUUCUUCUCGCGUCUCGGAUCUUCGUCGGAGACAAAAGCUCCACAAAUUGGUUCGUUUCGGAUUUCGGAGAGACCUCAUGUUUCGUCUGUUGUUGUUAAUUUAACUCAAAGGCUAUCAUCCGUGAGGCCACUGAACGCGGAACCUCAACGCAAGGAUUCUGUUGUUCCUCGUGCAACAACUAUCGUUGCUCCUGAGGUUACCGAGAAGGAGGAGGAAGAUUAUGGGCAAUUGGCGAAAGACCUUGAAAAUGCUUCUCCUCUCGAAAUAAUUGAUAGGGCCCUGGAAAAUUUCGGCAACGACAUCGCUAUUGCCUUCAGUGGUGCUGAAGAUGUUGCUUUAAUUGAGUAUGCACAUUUGACUGGUCGACCCUACAGGGUGUUCAGUCUGGACACUGGGAGACUGAAUCCAGAAACUUACAAGUUUUUUGACGCAGUUGAGAAGCAUUAUGGAAUUCACAUUGAAUACAUGUUCCCUGAUUCAGUUGAGGUUCAGGCAUUAGUUAGAACUAAGGGCCUCUUCUCAUUUUACGAGGAUGGGCAUCAAGAAUGCUGCCGAGUAAGGAAGGUGAGGCCUUUAAGGAGAGCCCUUAAGGGUCUGAGAGCAUGGAUAACUGGACAGAGAAAAGAUCAGUCACCUGGUACUAGGUCUGAAAUACCCGUUGUCCAGGUUGAUCCAGUUUUUGAGGGAAUGAAUGGUGGAAUUGGUAGCCUGGUAAAGUGGAACCCUGUUGCAAAUGUGAACGGGCUUGACAUAUGGAACUUCCUUAGGACCAUGAAUGUACCUGUUAAUUCAUUGCAUUCCCAAGGGUACGUUUCCAUUGGCUGUGAACCAUGCACAAGGCCGGUUUUACCUGGACAGCAUGAAAGAGAAGGAAGAUGGUGGUGGGAGGAUGCCAAAGCUAAGGAGUGUGGUCUUCACAAAGGUAAUAUAAAACAGGAGGAUGCUGCCCAGCUUAAUGGAAACGGAACAGUCCAUACAAAUGGCUCUGCCAUUGUCACUGACAUUUUCAACUCCCAGAAUGUGGUCAGUUUGAGCAGGACGGGAAUUGAGAAUUUGGCAAAAUUGGAGGACCGAAAAGAACCAUGGCUUGUCGUGCUCUAUGCACCAUGGUGCCGCUUCUGUCAGGCUAUGGAGGAAUCAUAUGUUGAUUUGGCAGAGAAGUUAGCAGGGUCAGGAGUGAAGGUUGGGAAAUUCAGAGCUGAUGGAGAUCAGAAAGAAUAUGCAAAGAGUGAACUGGAGCUGGGAAGCUUCCCCACAAUACUUCUCUUCCCUAAACACUCUUCUCGCCCAAUUAAGUAUCCUUCGGAAAAGAGAGAGGUCGAUUCAUUGAUGGCAUUCGUGAAUGCCUUGCGGUGAUGGUCAACUGAGCAUUUUGCUCAAUGAUCCGUCGUAUAAUAUCGGCAAUAAAAUAAUUCAGAUUUUGGCAAUUCACUGAAAGUGGGAAUGGCAGUUUUGACAGCAAAACGAAGAUUCUCAGCUUGUAGUAUCAUUGUAUAUUUUUAGAUGACCUUCUUCACAAGUAUAAUUGUACUAGUCAUUCUGUGAGGAGGAUUUGAUUUUCUGUAUUGUUAGAUGGGUAGAUUUGUGGCUGGAUUAUGAGGUCUCUUCACUAUCAGAUUACAGUUUCUUAGAUUUACCAAAUUUCCAUGACCGAUCGAAUACCAAAUAACUGCCUUUCAGGGCUGCAUGCAGUUCAGCAUAUGUCCUUCGAUAAAUAAUAUCCAUAUUGAUUAUGUUUUCGAUGGAUUGGUUUUGUUAAAAUUUCUAGCCAACUGGAACUAGGACCAAUUUGGCUUUGAUCGUUGGUAUCAUAUGUUUCUUCCCUG